Molecule: messenger RNA, 651 nt
Organism: Dracunculus medinensis (Guinea worm)
Lineage: Eukaryota; Metazoa; Nematoda; Chromadorea; Rhabditida; Dracunculidae
Source: the annotation of a GenBank genome assembly
UUGGGACUGAAAAUAUUCACUUACCGCUUUCUGGCAACUUUUUCGUUAUUUUAUUUCUUUGAAAUUUUCAACAUAAUUUUUGAAGAUUUUGAUUGGAAUUUGACUUUAGGAGAAGAAAUAUUGAAUCGGCUUUCACAAUGUAGAGGUCAAGAUGCCUAUAUUGUUCUAGGAUUAAGCUCACAUUGUUCAGAUGAGGAUAUAAAACGAUAUUUCAAGAGACAAGUUGUUUUGUUGCAUUCUAAUGAGAAAAACUUGGUUGGUGCUGAUGAAGCUCUCCGACUACUUUCACUUGCUUACGAAGUUAUCGGUAUGCCUGAAGCUCGAGUUAAAUAUGAUAUGGAAAGAAAUUGGGUACUCUUAAUACUGUAUGAGAAAAUAAAUAGGAUGCGUAACACGAUGUCUUGCAAAUGUGGAUUUCGACAUUCUCGCUUACCAGUUGAAGGCUUACCAGUCAAUGAAGCCAGAUAUUGCAAACGGUGUAGGGCUCGACACCCUGCUAAACACAACGAUAUUUGGGCCGAAUCUCGACUUUUUGGCCUUAAAUGGGUAUAUUAUCUGUGUUUAGAUGGUGUUAUUUAUGACAUAACUCAAUGGGCUUCUUGUCAAUUGAUUCUGAUCGUCCGCGGCGUGCAGGGAGGAAGAAAAAGCUAA